AUGGGUUCAAAAAUGUUGAGCCAUCUUAGUUCCGAGUUGAGUGUGCUCCGUACGCAUCAGAUCUGUAGUGCCAAAACACCGCCACCGGAGAAACGAAACACCUCCGCAGGAACCCCCGUCAUUGUCAAUUUUCAACUUCACAGGGACCACCUUCGAACCGGUCAACUUGUCCUGUGGACACCUGGCCUCGUGACCAUCUCCACCUGGGCCAUCGAGCUCCAUCCCGCGCGAAAGCCUCAUCCCAGCGUUCAUUCGUCAAUCCAUCCUACCCUUCGCGACCCAGCCAGCGGCGAAUUGGUCAAAAUGCGAAUACAAUCAAACGGAGUUUCACUCCUCCUCUCCACCUUCCUGUCAAGCCUGGCAUCCGCGUCCGGCUUCGACUGCGCGCACAUCAAGCUCGAUAAUUACAAAUACGAUCUCAGUCCCCUAAAAGGCGUUCACGAGCUGACUCACAGCGUGACGACGGAUGAGUUUGUGACGAAUACAACCUACCGAUUGAACAUUUGCAAUAUUCUCGGGGAUGGUGCUCGGUACGGUGAUGCGACGUGCGGGACUAGCAAAAACGCGAAGGACGGAAAUGGCGGCUCUACAUUCGGUUUCCCGAUCGUCGGCCUCGACCCGGUUGGCCAAGGCUCGAAAAACCCAGAGCUGAAACGAUUGAAGGAGAUCGAUCCGGAAACCGAGGGCCUGCGCGUUAAGCUGGAAGGUGGCUCUUACAAGGGAGAUGGAAAUGACCAGAAGUCCAAGAAUGCAGGUGCUAUCAUUGAGUUCCAGUGCGACCAUGAGCGAUCUGGACUGGAGGGCCUCCACACGCUUGAAGUGGACCCGGAGACGAAAGAGCGACGACGAAGAGCAGAGAGUGAGGAGGGCAGUGCGCCGUCGGGCAACAGCAGCAGUAGUCUGCAGUUCAAGAGCUUUGGUCCGUCGGACGAUGAUACCUACAUCUUGAGACUGGACUGGCGCACAAAGUACGCCUGUGACGAGUACGAGAAAGACAAGGGUGAUACUUCCAGCUCUAGCAGUUGGGGUUUCUUCACCUGGUUGAUCAUCAUUGCCUUCCUCUGUAUCGCUGCCUACAUCAUCUUCGGCUCCUGGCUUAACUACAACCGCUACGGCGCCCGUGGCUGGGACCUCCUCCCUCACGGCGACACCAUUCGCGAUAUCCCCUACCUUUUCCAGGAUUGGCUCCGUCGUGUGGUCAACUCCCUGCAAGGAGCGGGGUCACGGGGUGGUUACAGUGCGGUAUGA
This is a messenger RNA of Penicillium digitatum Pd1, 1248 nucleotides long. NCBI's taxonomy places the organism in Eukaryota, Fungi, Ascomycota, Eurotiomycetes, Eurotiales, Aspergillaceae. The record is from RefSeq and is a predicted model, not a curated record.